ACUUUUAAUAAACCCUUCGUACUCUUACUGUGCCCAUGUGUAACUAAAGUCCAGUAUCAUAGAGAAAAUAUUGGAAUCUUAUGGGUUACCCGCAAAUACGCUCAUUCUAGCAUAUACUACUCUGACACUGACUCAGGAAACGUUAUCUCUUUACAAUAGAGAAUAAGCUUUGAGAUGGUUUAUAAGGGUGGAAAGGCUAACCGGUCGCCUUCUUGCGUCUUUGUCGGCAACUUGCCAGAAAAGGUGGACGAUCGCGAUAUUCACGAGAUAUUUGACAAGUACGGUGAAAUCAGAGAUAUCGACAUUAAACAUGGAAAGACAUCGAAUUAUACCUCAUACGCCUUCAUCGAGUUUGAGUCGGUACGCUCCGCCGAAGAUGCUGUUGAAUGCAGAGAUGGGUACGAGUUUGACAGAUAUCGGCUACGUGUAGAGUUUGCCGGUGAAAAGAAGUCGAGGAGACAUCCAAGGAGUAGCUAUGAGGAUCGUGGAUCCAGAUAUCCACCACCCACUAGAACCGAUUAUCGCCUAGUUAUUAGCAACUUGCCUCACGGAUGCCGCUGGCAACAUCUCAAGGACCACAUGCGCAAGGCUGGGCCCGUAGGAUAUGUCAAUAUUCAACAUGGAAGAGGCUAUGUUGAUUUUAUGCAUAAAUCAGAUAUGAAAUAUGCUCUCAGAAAACUGGAUGGAACAGAGUUGUCAACCUCCGAGGAUUCUGCUAGAAUUAGGAUCAAAAAGGAUGACUACCGCAGGAGUAGGUCCAGAGACGCCUACAGGCGCAGAUCCCACUCUCGUGGUCGUUAUGCGAGCCGCUCUGGGUCACGCAGAAGGAGCCGUUCAAGGUCUCGUGACGGAUAUAGAAAUUCAAGCAGAUCCGCAUCCCGUGAUGGAGCACGCAAACGCUCGCUUUCAUCCAGCAGACACUCUAGAUCAUUGAGCAGAGAUUCUAGAAGUGUAGAUUCCAAGAGAUCCUUGAGUAGACAUUCAAGAUCUUCCAGUCGUCAUUCUAGGUCCAGGAGUGCCGGAUCUAGAAGAUCUGCAGAUAGCAGAGGUGAGGCAUAUCACACCAGCAGGUCUUAUCAAGAAAGAUCAAGAAGUGCAUCUAAACAUAAUGGAAGUGAAGGACACAAGAGUCCAGAGAAAACUCAAGAGUAA
Molecule: messenger RNA, 1152 nt
Organism: Theileria equi strain WA
Lineage: Eukaryota; Apicomplexa; Aconoidasida; Piroplasmida; Theileriidae
Product: pre-mRNA splicing factor, putative
Exons: 4
Coding region: 175-1152 (325 amino acids)
Cellular component (GO): cytoplasm; ribonucleoprotein complex; nucleus
Molecular function (GO): mRNA binding
Source: RefSeq, a predicted model, not a curated record